Naumovozyma dairenensis CBS 421 is the source of this 1182-nucleotide messenger RNA. Its product is annotated as glycosyltransferase family 15 protein. The record is from RefSeq and is a predicted model, not a curated record. Gene Ontology annotation, molecular function: alpha-1,2-mannosyltransferase activity. NCBI's taxonomy places the organism in Eukaryota, Fungi, Ascomycota, Saccharomycetes, Saccharomycetales, Saccharomycetaceae. The coding region runs from base 1 to 1182 and encodes 393 amino acids. The transcript has a single exon. Gene Ontology annotation, biological process: cell wall mannoprotein biosynthetic process; protein O-linked glycosylation; protein N-linked glycosylation. Gene Ontology annotation, cellular component: membrane; Golgi apparatus.
AUGGGUAAAGUCACAUUUCGAUCCUUGAAUGGAAAAGCUGCAAAGAGAAUUGCAGCAGUGGCCCUGGUCACUACUUUAUUUGUGAUUAUUUUAAAUAUAUCAUCAACUUUUAACAAACAAUCCUCGUCUCAAAGUUACGAACUUAAAGAAAAUAGCUUGAUUUAUACUAAAUUGAAGCAAGAACCCUAUCAUGGAGAAAAGCCUAAGGCAACGUUCGUCACAUUAGCUAGAAAUAAAGAUCUUUCGUCAUUAUUAGAUUCUAUUAAAUCUAUGGAAGAUCGAUUUAAUCACAAAUUUCAAUAUGAUUGGGUAUUUUUAAAUGAUGAUGAAUUCACCGAAGAAUUUAUUAAUGCCACUAGUAUAAUAGUUAGUGGGACAGCCAAAUAUGGUAGAAUUCCUAAAGAACAUUGGUCCUUCCCUGAAUGGAUUGAUCAAGAUAAAGCAGCCGCGGUUCGGAAAAAAAUGAAAGAAGAUAAAAUUAUUUACGGUGAUUCGAUUUCUUAUAGACAUAUGUGUAGGUUUGAGAGCGGAUUUUUUUAUAGGCAUCCUUUGCUGAAAGAAUAUGAUUGGUAUUGGAGAGUCGAACCACAAGUUAAGUUCUUUUGUGACAUUGAUUACGAUGUUUUCAAAUUUAUGCAAGAUAAUAACAAAAAAUAUGGGUUUUCAAUAUCGAUGAAAGAGUAUAUGCAAACAAUACCGACUCUAUGGGAUACUACUAAAAAAUUCUUAGCCAAGAAUCCGGAAUUCAUUCAUCCAAAUAAUAUGUUAGAUUUCAUUAGUGACGAUAAUGGUGAAUCAUUUAAUAGAUGUCAUUUUUGGUCUAAUUUCGAGAUAGCAUCUCUUGAUCUUUGGAGAAGUGAAGCGUAUUCCAAAUAUUUCAAAGCUUUAGAUGAAGCAGGUGGAUUCUUUUAUGAAAGGUGGGGUGAUGCGCCAAUCCAUAGUAUGGCAGCAGCACUGUUCCUGGAUAGAGAUGAAAUACAUCAUUUCGGUGAAAUGGGUUAUUAUCAUCCUCCAUAUACGGCCUGCCCAAUUGAGUUAGAUACCAGGGUGAAGAAUAAAUGUUACUGUAAACCAGAAAAGGACUUUACUUGGCAGGAUUAUUCUUGUACUUUGAAAUUUUACAACGUAAACAGAUUAAAGAAACCACAAGGUUGGGCACAAUUUUCUGAAGAUGAAGAAUGA